UAUACGUCUUUCGCUGGUUCAAGAUUUACCUGUUGUGUUGUCCGUAUGUUGCUAAUGUAAAUCUUUGGAAAAUACGACGGUAAUUUCCGGAUAGACCAUUAUCACUUUUUAAAGUCUGAUAUUGUUUGCGAUGCGGCCAUUGGACGAGGAGGCUUAGUCACUUCACUCCAGCCUAAUAUCCUAAUGGCAAAGGAAGAAUGUAUUAUACAGUGGAACAAAAGGGGGUACACUUCGGUGCUACGAAACAGGAAAACCCUCCCACCCACAGAGAAGAUCCUCCAAACCCCAUCCGCUCAAGUGACCAUGGGCAGAAACUGUCAAACUGCUGGACACCUGUCAGAAGAUGACAUGCAGUCCUCAAAUGGGGCAUCUACUCUGGAAGGAAGUUUCAGUAAUGAAUCCCUGAGCAAAGUGCUGCUGGUGCUAGUAGUGGGGCUGUCUUUCUCUACACGCCUAUACAAGAUAACAGAGCCCCCUCAUGUAUGCUGGGAUGAGACACACUUUGGGAAGAUGGGAAGUUACUACAUCAACAGGACCUUCUUCUUUGAUGUCCAUCCUCCUCUUGGAAAAAUGCUGAUAGGUCUUGCUGGUUACAUGACCGGCUAUGAUGGCACUUUUCCUUUCAUAAAGCCAGGAGAUAAAUAUGAACACCACAACUACUGGGGAAUGAGAGGGUUCUGUGCUGUGCUGGGCUCCUUUCUCCCAGUCUUUGCCUACCUCGUUGUGCUGGAGUUGUCUCAGUCUCACACUGGUGCUCUCAUCACUGCCAUCCUGCUCAUAUUUGACACUGGCUGCAUCACUGUAUCCCAGUACAUCCUGUUGGACCCUAUACUCAUGUUUUUCAUCAUGGCAGCAGUACUGAGCAUGGUCAAGUUCAACCAGCAGAGACACAGGCCUUUUACUUCUCCCUGGUGCCUGUGGCUGGUAUUGACUGGUGUAAACCUUGCUGGGGCUUUGGGGGUGAAGUUUGUGGGUCUGUUUGUCAUCAUGCUGGUGGGACUGAACACAGUCUGGGACCUCUGGAGGCUUCUUGGAGACCUGAGCCUCUCACUGGUGGACAUAGCCAUGCACUUCUUGGCUCGAGUUGUUGGACUUAUCCUGCUUCCACUCCUCCUCUAUGUUACAAUAUUUGCAGUCCACUUUUUUGUAUUGAACAAAAGUGGACCAGGAGAUGGUUUCUUUAGUUCUGCCUUUCAGUCACGGCUAAUUGGGAACAACUUACACAAUGCAUCCAUACCUGAGUACCUGGCAUAUGGCUCCAUUAUUACGGUGAAAAACCUCCGUAUUGCUGGAGGCUAUUUGCACUCUCACUUUCACUUAUACCCAGAGGGAGUGGGAGCGCGGCAGCAGCAGGUGACAGCCUACCUCCAUAAAGACUAUAACAACUUGUGGCUGGUGCACAGACAGGAUGACAGUAAAUAUCAAUCUGGGAACCCUGACCUAGUUCGUCAUGGUGACAUUAUUCGAUUGCAACACAAAGAAACAACUCGCAACCUUCACAGUCACCUACAUGAGGCUCCCUUGACCAAGAAACAUUUCCAGGUUACAGGCUAUGGCAUUAACGGCACAGGAGACACCAACGACCUGUGGCAGGUGGAGGUGUGUGGAGGUCGGAAGGGCGACCUGGUGAAGGUGCUGCGCAGCAAGGUCCGCUUUCUUCACCGAGCUACUGGCUGUGUGCUUUUCUCUUCUGGAAAAACUCUUCCAAAGUGGGGCUGGGAACAGGUGGAGGUGACCUGUAGUCCCUACUUGAAGGAGACUCCGAGCUCGCAGUGGAACAUUGAAGAUCAUAUCAAUCCCAAAUUGUCCAACAUUAGUUUGACUGUGCUGAAACCCAGUUUCCUGGAGAUCUUACUGGAGUCCCACAUUGUCAUGAUAAGGGGCAACAGUGGCUUGAAGCCCAAAGACAAUGAGAUGAACUCCAAACCUUGGCACUGGCCCAUCAACUACCAGGGACUGCGGUUUUCAGGAGUGAAUGAGUCAGAGUAUCGUGUUUAUUUGCUGGGGAACCCUGUGGUCUGGUGGAUGAACCUGGCCGGUUUGGGAUUGUAUCUUAUCAUGGUGGCAGUGGCUUCUAUAGCACUCCAAAGAGGUUUCUCAUUGGGCCACAGAAGAAGAGAGCAUUCACAUGUGCUUAUGAGAGGAGGAGUGCUGCUCCUUGGCUGGCUGCUUCACUAUGCACCUUUCUAUGCUAUGGGCCGUGUCCUCUACUAUCACCAUUACUUCCCUGCCAUGCUGUUCAGCAGCAUGUUAACAGGAAUUACAUUAGAUGUCCUGUUGAAAAGCACUGAUCUGCUGCUCCGACAACCUUACUCAGAUUGGCUGCAGAGAGUUGGGCAUGCAAUACUUCUGUUUAGUGUUCUAUACAGUUUCUGCCUGUUCCAUCCACUCUCCUAUGGCAUGACAGGUCCUCUGGCGCACGAGCCUGGCAGCGCCAUGGCUGGCCUGAAGUGGAUGGACUCCUGGGAGUUCUAGUCAGCUCUGCAUGAAGAUGACAAUGAUGUAAUCACAUAACUGUUCCGAGCGUGGGGGUCUAAAUUCAAUGUUGUGUGUCAUUGACAUGUUGUCUUACAGUGUUUUCACAGAGGAAAAAUUUCAUGAGGUACUGACUGUACAUGGUACUGUACUACCUGUCCAAAUGUUUGUGUCCCAGCAUUUCAAGUAUUGUAGUAAUAAAGAUAGAUUAAUAAGACAAAUGUGGAUCUGUGCAAUAUGAAAGCCAGGGAAGGCAUUGUAGCGUAUUUGAGAGUAAAGAUUUUGACACUAAACAUCACCAAGCUGCCUUGGCUAACAGCACAUAUUACAUCCUGGACUAUCUGCUAAAGUGCCUGAAAGGAACUAGUGAAAGCAAACCAGAAAGGUUUAAAUGCUGCAUCUCCUGCUCAUUGGUUUUAAAGAAAAUGCAUACAUUUAAGAAGCUAUCAGACUGUAUUUUUGUCUUGAUCUUAGUGCCCAGUGUUUUUGUUGUUUUCAGCUGAUAGUGCUGUUUAGUACUGGCUUCAGUUUUUACAUGACUGUUACUGAUUCUCACUGUCAUGUACAUUUUAGUGUGUUCAAUAAACUGUUAUUCUUGUA
Monopterus albus (swamp eel) is the source of this 3075-nucleotide messenger RNA. It is a transcript of the gene pomt2, whose product is annotated as protein-O-mannosyltransferase 2. Gene Ontology annotation, cellular component: endoplasmic reticulum; membrane. Gene Ontology annotation, biological process: protein O-linked glycosylation via mannose. Gene Ontology annotation, molecular function: dolichyl-phosphate-mannose-protein mannosyltransferase activity. Lineage: Eukaryota; Metazoa; Chordata; Actinopteri; Synbranchiformes; Synbranchidae. The transcript is spliced from 22 exons. The record is from RefSeq and is a predicted model, not a curated record. Bases 184 to 2475 code for a protein of 763 amino acids.